AUGUUGGAGUCGGUGUACUCCAAGGCGGAUGCACGAUUGGUGCCAAGAGAGCCGGCUCGGCCACUUGACCGCUUCAGGCGGCCAUACAGUGCUUAUGCCCUCGUGGUUGUCAAAAAUAGUUAUCUGGAUGAUAUCAUCGCCCCAUCGGGUUGGAAGGUAUGGAGUACCUCUAACCCGCAAACUGACUACAUCACCUUUGCCGAGUACAACAACACUGGCCCUGGUAAUUGGGAGAACAACGCCGCCGCCAGAGUCGCUUGGCAGAAAUGUACUCUGCUCACCAGUGACACUUAUUCGUUGGCCAGCGUUAUGGAUAGCACAGACUGGAUCGACAUGACGUACUGGGACAGCAUCGCGACACCGUCUCCUGCCGUAAAAACUACAGGUCCAGUGACGGUUGGCACGAUAGCCUAUGACGGCACAACACCCCCAGCUGGCGCUUACAUUGUUUCUAAGACCACCAUUGAGGGUGUGACGACUUAUGAUACCAUCCAAGCUGCCCUGGAUGACCUCCCAACUUCAAGCAAAAUCACUCCCACUGUAAUCAUCUACCCAGGCGUCUAUUCGGAACAGCUCGUUCUGAACAAGUCUGGCACGACCAUCUUCAUUGGUUACAGCCAAAGUCCGAAGGACUAUAGCCAGAACAAGGUCACCAUCUCGUUCAACAAGGGCAUCAGCACGCAGUCAGGCUCGUCCAACUCGGACUCUGCCACAGUGUAUGCCACCGGUAAUUAUUUCCAGGCAGUCAACAUCGACUUUGCCAACACUUUUGGCACGACAGAAGAUUACGCCUCGCUCGGUUUUGCCGUCAAGAGCAACAAGUUUGCUGGACUUUGCGGCUGCCAGGUCUAUGGCAACCAAGAUGCACUCCUCGUUAACAGCAAUCUAUUCGCAUCGAACUCUUACAUUGAGGGCAACAUUGACAUGAUUUGGGGAUCCGGCGCAGGAUACUUCUUGAAUUCGACCAUAGCACCCAAUGACGACAAAAUACCUUUGACAGCCAGCAAGAGAACAACCAACACCACGGCUGCUGGUUUCGUGUUCGACCAGUGUAGAGUAACCCCCGCACGAGGCGCAACCUUCAGCCAGGUCUCGCUCGGUCGUCCCUGGAACGCCUUUGCCAGAGUUGCAUGGAUUGGCAGCUAUCUUGACUCGUGUAUCGAAUCAACUGGUUGGGAUGUUUGGACCAAGAGCGACCCUCGCACUGAUGGCGUCACCUUCGGAGAGUAUGGCAACUAUGGCCCCGGAGCAUCGAGCUCAGCGAUGCUCAGGCUGCCGAGUUCCAAGUUGCGAAUUUUUCCACAACAUCUUGGAUCAAUGAGGCUUUUGUCUACACCUCGCCCUUUACAGCUGCCAACUUGA
This is a messenger RNA of Neoarthrinium moseri, 1362 nucleotides long. RefSeq lists its product as uncharacterized. The record is from RefSeq and is a predicted model, not a curated record. The coding region runs from base 1 to 1362 and encodes 453 amino acids. Gene Ontology annotation, molecular function: pectinesterase activity. Gene Ontology annotation, biological process: cell wall modification. Lineage: Eukaryota; Fungi; Ascomycota; Sordariomycetes; Amphisphaeriales; Apiosporaceae. The transcript has 4 exons.